Messenger RNA from Andrographis paniculata, 1521 nucleotides. RefSeq names its product UDP-glycosyltransferase 83A1-like. Gene Ontology annotation, molecular function: UDP-glycosyltransferase activity. The record is from RefSeq and is a predicted model, not a curated record. Lineage: Eukaryota; Viridiplantae; Streptophyta; Magnoliopsida; Lamiales; Acanthaceae. Bases 34 to 1398 code for a protein of 454 amino acids. The transcript is spliced from 2 exons.
AAGCAUAAAAAUCAGACAGAUUGAGAGGCGGCCAUGGCGACCAAAGCUCACCUAAUAAUGGUCCCCUUCCCCGCUCAGGGCCACGUCAUCCCUCUCCUCCACCUCGCCCAGAAACUAGCCACACGCGCCACCAUCACCUUCCUCCUCAACUCCGACCGCCUCCUACGCGCCGCCGACCACCUCCACUCCCAAAUCCGCCUCGUUCCCGUCGCCAGCGAUCAGACGCCGCCGACUCCGGAGAACUUUCUAGAAACUCUGCUCAGAAUCAUUCCGGCAAGAGUCGCCGGCAUCAUAGAGGAGGAGAUCGUCAAUACAUCUGUAAGGUGCGUGGUGGUGUACGAUCAGGCAGUCGCCGGAAUAGGAGAAGUCGCGGAGAAGUUCGGCGUUGCGUCGGCGGUGUUCCUGCCGCCGGCCGCCGCUCAGGUGGUGUUGGCGUUAAGCAUACCUAAGCUUGUUGAGGAUGGAGUCAUUGACGCUCAAGGCGCUCCACUGACAAAGAAUCCGGUCCAGUUGGCGGCCGGCGUGCCGGCCUUCAGCCCAUCGGACUUUCCCUGGAACCGAUUCAAAACUCCGGCAAGGCAGCGCCUGAUCUUCGCCAUGACCGUACAAGGGCUAAACUCAAUCAAAUCCUCCCAAUGGACUCUCUGCAACUCCGUCCAAGCCUUGGAGCCCGGAGCAUUCGAUUUUCUCCGCCGCCGGCUAUCUCCGGCGGUCAAAAUCGCCGCCGCCGGUCCUCUUAUCGCCGCCGGUUCAUCGCGCCAGUUAGGGCACUUCCAGGAGCCGGACGCGGGGUCCCUGGACUGGCUGGACCAGCACCAACACGGCCGUGUCGUGUACGCCGCCUUCGGCAGCACGGGCGUGUUGGGAGGAAAGGCUCAGCUCCGCGAGCUUGCGCUGGGGCUCGAGCUCACCGGAAAGCCGUUCUUGUGGGUCGUCUCCGGCGACGGAGACGGCGACGGCGGUUCUUUAUACCCGGAGGGUUUCCUGGACCGGGUGGCGGACCGGGCUCGGAUUGUGCGGUGGGCUCCGCAGCAGGCGGUUUUGAGACACACCGCGGUGGCGUGCUUCGUGAGCCACUGCGGGUGGAACUCCGCCGUGGAGGGCGCUGCCGGCGGCGUUCCGAUGGUGUGCUGUCCGCAGACGGCGGAUCAGUUUAUGAACCAGGCGUAUAUAUGCGACACGUGGAGGAUGGGCGUGAGAGUGUUCGUAGAGGACGAGGAAGAUGGAAUUAGAUCAGGUGUUGGUGUUGUCGGGGGCGAGGAAAUUAAGGAUAAGAUUGAGGAAGCCAUAGGGCUUAAGGAGAGAGCUUUGGAGGUGAAGGAAAUGGUGUGGCGGGAACAUUCCUGUGGGGAUGAUGAUCCGUACAAGGAGUUUGUGACUUGGGUAGUUAACGGCUAAAUUUAUUUAGUUUAGUUUGAUAGUAUUUAUUUUGGAAUUGUAUCAUUUAAAGCGCCGGAUAUUGUAAUCAAUCUCUCAUAAUAUUUUUUAAAAUAUAAAAUAAUUAAUUAUUUUUAAUUUCUA